CAUCUAGCUAUCUUUGACUGUCUUAAGCAAUGGCGAGUAAAUCCUGGUUUCUCUGUCCCGAUUUUACCUUCCUCCCCGAUGGGCAAAUUGCGCUUGGUAGAAUCAUUCCCAGUCCUCGACAACCAACCAUUACUCUCGCAUCUCUCGCCGAUUACCCGACGAUAGACCUACCAGAGGUCAAAUCUAUUGUUGAGAAGAAUCGCAGCUUCUUGAACGAAACGAAACGAUCUUUUGGGACCAAGCUAUUUGCCAAGUUCCUUGAAAUUGCCAACGCCAACGUGGGCAUGUCGCUGUGUAACAGCAAAAAUCAGUCUUUCGGCACCGCGGAUCACGAGAUUCGUGCUUUCAAUGGGGCCUUUACCCCAGAGACUCUGAAAGCAAUCGUGGCUCUCGAUGGUGUGAAAAGGCACAUUGAUAGCGGACGUUUCGGCAAGCGAUACGUGUACAUCAUCUCGGGGCUACGCGUGGCACAGCGAAGCUUCACAGUCACAAACGAGAAGGCAAAUGAAAUGGCAGCUUCUGUUGGGGCAUCGGUUCCUAUUCCCACCGGUGCUGUACCUGCCGCGGUGGGGGCCAGUAUCACCGGCGAUUCGAAGCAUGAGAAGAAGAAAAGCUAUGAAACGGCUCCCGGCAUUGUCUUUGCGUAUCGGCUCCAUGUGAUUCGCUCCAAGAAUACGGGCGAAGAAGGGGAGCUGUUUUCGGAUAGAACAGCCUUCUUCAGCGGCGAAGCUGAGGAUGAAGCCGAAGAAAUUGAGAUUGCCGAAGUGAACAGAGCGGUGCUGCGGGGAGAUUUGGAUGAACAGCUCGAUGGCUAUAGCGAAGAGUGGUUUGAGGAAAUAGAUGAUGAGGCUUAUAUAAUAUCUGCAAAUUCGAUCUAAGGUAUUUUCAUGGUUACCUUCUAUUAGCUACUAUUGAAUGAAAAUAUGUAAGGAAAA
This is a messenger RNA of Trichoderma atroviride IMI 206040, 935 nucleotides long. RefSeq lists its product as uncharacterized. The record is from RefSeq and is a predicted model, not a curated record. Lineage: Eukaryota; Fungi; Ascomycota; Sordariomycetes; Hypocreales; Hypocreaceae.